UUUCCAGAGGCUUCUUAAAAGCAGUUGCAGCUGCAGUCUCAUCGUCAUUCGAGUAACAACGACUGGAGGAUCAACUUUGGAGGAAGCGCUUUGUUCUUCUUUUUUCAGCAUUUGGAAACAAGACAAUAUAUCUGAUAGCUUUUUAGCUGUUCCUCUACACUUGCGCCUUGUGAAAACAAACGUUUAAGUGUUUUCUACAUACUAGCCGUUUCUGUCGACGUUUUUAUAAAGAGACCAACCAGCUACAUUUAAACUGCCUUCGGCAGAAAAACUGAGAGAUGGCUACACAGGUUGACUCGCACUCUGAUAUGGCACAUGCUCGCCAGAGCGACGGCAUCAAUGUGAUCUUCGACCAGAAGAGCCCAGGUUCUUCAACAUCUCGAUCUCGCUCACGAUCCGUUAGCAGCUCUGCCAGCAGCCGUUCCACUGGUUCUGACUACAGAGGGCGUAAAAGCCGCCGCGGUCGUAACAGGUCUUCAUCCUCCUCAUCUUCGUCUUCUUGCGGGAGCCGGUCAUCCUCUAGCUCCAGGUCCCGUUCCAGGUCCCGAUCCUAUCCGCGAUGCCACCGACAUUCUUCUCGCUGUAGAUGUGAUAACCAUCGCAAUUAUGGCGGCGACCGCUACCGCCGGUCCCCACCCAGGCGCUACACAGCACACUCCCGCUCUUUCAGCCGGUCCCCACCCUGCCGCUACAGGGGACGUUCUCGCUCUUACAGCCGAUCCCCACCACGCCACUACAGGGCUCAUUCCCGUUCCUACACACGCUCCCCGGUAUCAGACAGAUAUUCCCGUCAUCGCAGAAGCUAUCGGUCCAGGUCCCGUUCUUGGUCGCCAGCACGCUGGAGUAGAUACAGAAGACCUACAAGUCAGCUGAGAUGCAGAUUCUCUCGAUCUCCUUCCAUGACCUACAGGGGGCGAUCGCGAUCCAGGUCAUCUGGACGUUCUGUCAGUUUAAGCCUACGUGACAAAAGGGAACUCCUUGAAGUUGCCAAGGCCAAUGCUAUGCGAAUGCUUGGAGUGGAGAAGCUGGACCUUCCUGAAAGUGUGAAGCCUAUCCUGUCAGAGCAGCCAGCAGCCAGACGUUCUUCACCAGAGCCUGUUACAGGGGUGAGGCAUGGCUCCCAAAAGACUCAUUUAGAGAUAACAUGACAGUGGUCUCCUUCACUCAUCGGCACCUGGGAUUAAAAGGCUGUCAUGUGACAUGGGUGACAACCAUUUGUUUGCGUUGACAUGUUCUCUGACUUUAGAUGUUGCAGUAUGUUUAAUAUAUGGAAUAAGCACAAACCGUUAACAUAGCAAUUCACUCUAGAUUAUAUGCUAAUUGCACAAACAUGUAAAUAAUUUAGUUAGGUGUUAGUUCUGUGCCAUUACAAUGUAUUUAUGCUUUCAGAUGAAAUGGGUUAUUGUUACUUAGCAGAAUCUGCCACUCGCUGAAGGAGCACAGGCGUGUGGACUGCAUUAUAAUGACUAUUCCAGUCAAGACAACCCUUCUCCAUAUCCUAAAGAUAAGUUGGUACACAAGAUGUGUGCUGGGGAACUUGCGUCUUGAUCACUGUUCCAUCACUCUUCCAGUUUAAACAAACUAAACUUUUUUUAUUUUUUAUUAUUUUAUACAGCUUCAAGGUCUGUCCUUUAGAUAAAAUUUAAGUAAUGAAGGGCUGCAUGAAAGCUGUACUUUGAAAGUGCCAUAUAUUAAGUAUAAUUGUUUAACUAGAUCUUGAAGUCCAUCAGUUUGAACUUCAGGUUGUAGUGCAGUUUCUUGCUCAUGAGUAACUUGUAAUCUGUUUCUCUCCUUGAAUUAGGACGAGGCAGAGCCUGGUGUCUC
Messenger RNA from Gambusia affinis (western mosquitofish), 1824 nucleotides. It is a transcript of the gene rsrp1, whose product is annotated as arginine/serine-rich protein 1. Lineage: Eukaryota; Metazoa; Chordata; Actinopteri; Cyprinodontiformes; Poeciliidae. Bases 279 to 1148 code for a protein of 289 amino acids. The record is from RefSeq and is a predicted model, not a curated record. The transcript has 4 exons.